This is a messenger RNA of Cervus elaphus (red deer), 7249 nucleotides long. RefSeq names its product potassium voltage-gated channel subfamily D member 3 (gene KCND3). The record is from RefSeq and is a predicted model, not a curated record. The coding region runs from base 349 to 2316 and encodes 655 amino acids. Gene Ontology annotation, biological process: potassium ion export across plasma membrane; protein homooligomerization. Gene Ontology annotation, molecular function: A-type (transient outward) potassium channel activity; protein binding. NCBI's taxonomy places the organism in Eukaryota, Metazoa, Chordata, Mammalia, Artiodactyla, Cervidae. The transcript is spliced from 8 exons. Gene Ontology annotation, cellular component: voltage-gated potassium channel complex; neuronal cell body; membrane.
AGGGGACGCGCUGCCGAGCCGGGGCUGGAGCGACGGCGGCCGCGGCGGCGGCGACGGGGCAGGGAGGGCCCCACGGACAGACGGACGCACGAACGGACGGAACGAAGAAGGAAAGGAGAGACUUGGCUCGCGAGGAGGAGCGGUGCGAGCGGCGGCCGCUGGGCGCUUCCCCGCGCUGCUGGGUGCUCUGCGCCUCCGCGGCCCCCGGCUCCCCGCGGCAGCUUCCUCGCGCGCGCGGGGCGCGGGGUGCGGGGCCCGGGGCUUGCUUCGCCGAAGGGGUCGCUGAACUAACUUCCAAGCUGGUGUGCGGGGUGGCAGAGCAGUGGCCGCCCAGGAGCUGGAGUCACCAUGGCGGCCGGAGUCGCAGCCUGGCUGCCCUUCGCGCGGGCUGCGGCCAUCGGGUGGAUGCCGGUGGCCAACUGCCCCAUGCCCCUAGCCCCGGCCGACAAGAACAAGCGGCAGGAUGAACUGAUCGUCCUCAAUGUGAGCGGGCGGAGGUUCCAGACGUGGCGGACCACGCUGGAGCGCUACCCGGACACACUGCUGGGCAGCACGGAGAAGGAGUUCUUCUUCAACGAGGACACCAAGGAGUACUUCUUCGACCGGGACCCAGAAGUGUUCCGCUGCGUCCUCAACUUCUACCGCACUGGCAAACUGCACUACCCGCGCUACGAGUGCAUCUCCGCCUACGACGACGAGCUGGCUUUCUACGGCAUUCUGCCAGAGAUCAUCGGUGACUGCUGCUACGAGGAGUACAAGGACCGCAAGAGGGAGAACGCCGAGCGGCUCAUGGACGACAAUGACUCGGAGAACAACCAGGAGUCCAUGCCCUCGCUCAGCUUCCGCCAGACCAUGUGGCGGGCCUUCGAGAACCCGCACACCAGCACGCUGGCCUUGGUCUUCUACUACGUGACUGGCUUCUUCAUCGCCGUCUCGGUCAUCACCAACGUGGUGGAGACCGUGCCGUGCGGCACGGUGCCCGGGAGCAAGGAGCUGCCGUGUGGCGAGCGCUACUCGGUGGCCUUCUUUUGCCUGGACACAGCCUGCGUCAUGAUCUUCACGGUGGAGUACCUCCUCCGGCUUUUCGCGGCGCCCAGCCGCUACCGCUUCAUCCGCAGCGUGAUGAGUAUCAUCGACGUUGUGGCCAUCAUGCCCUAUUACAUCGGCCUGGUCAUGACCAACAACGAGGACGUGUCGGGCGCCUUCGUCACGCUCCGGGUCUUCCGCGUCUUCAGGAUCUUCAAGUUCUCGCGCCACUCCCAGGGCCUGCGGAUCCUGGGCUACACCCUGAAGAGCUGUGCCUCGGAGCUCGGCUUCCUCCUCUUCUCCCUCACCAUGGCCAUCAUCAUCUUUGCCACUGUGAUGUUUUACGCCGAGAAGGGCUCCUCCGCCAGCAAGUUCACGAGCAUCCCCGCCUCGUUUUGGUACACCAUCGUCACCAUGACAACACUGGGAUAUGGAGACAUGGUACCCAAGACGAUUGCAGGAAAGAUCUUCGGUUCCAUCUGCUCGCUGAGCGGUGUCCUCGUCAUUGCCCUGCCGGUCCCUGUGAUCGUUUCCAACUUCAGCCGAAUUUACCACCAGAAUCAGAGAGCGGAUAAACGCAGAGCACAGAAGAAGGCCCGCCUUGCCAGGAUCCGUGUGGCCAAAACUGGCAGCUCCAACGCCUACCUGCACAGCAAGCGCAACGGACUCCUCAACGAAGCGCUGGAGCUGAUGGGCACCCCAGAAGAGGAGCACAUGGGCAAGACAACCUCACUCAUCGAGAGCCAGCACCAUCACCUGCUGCACUGCCUGGAAAAAACCACUGGGUUGUCCUAUCUUGUGGAUGAUCCCCUGUUAUCUGUACGAACCUCCACCAUCAAGAACCACGAGUUCAUAGAUGAGCAGAUGUUUGAGCAGAACUGCAUGGAGAGUUCAAUGCAGAACUACCCGUCCACGCGGAGCCCUUCCUUGUCCAGCCACCCGGGCCUCACGACCACCUGCUGCUCCCGCCGCAGUAAGAAAACCACACACCUGCCCAAUUCCAACUUGCCGGCCACCCGCCUGCGCAGCAUGCAAGAGCUCAGCACGAUCCACAUCCAGGGCAGCGAGCAGCCCUCCCUCACCACCAGUCGUUCCAGCCUUAAUUUGAAAGCAGAUGACGGACUGAGACCAAACUGCAAAACAUCCCAGAUCACCACAGCCAUCAUCAGCAUCCCCACCCCCCCAGCACUGACCCCGGAAGGCGAAAGUCGGCCAGCCCCUGCCAGCCCGGGCCCCAACACGAACAUUCCUUCCAUAGCCAGCAAUGUUGUCAAGGUCUCUGCCUUGUAAAACCACUGGACAGAGGGCCAGUGCAGGUAGUGGGAGUGAAGGGGGCUGGCAUGUCGGUGGGUGGCCACUGGGACCACUCCCUCCCCCUUCCCCACUAUUCCUGCCCGCCCCGUUGCGCCCCUAGCACUGAAACUUGUGCCUGGAAGAGAAGGAGGCAGCGAAGGGGCACGUGAGGUUCACUGCUGCUGGCGUGGACGCAGCCCUGAGCUACUGCAUCUCGCUGGGGCCAGAGGAAGGGAGGACGGGUGGGGGUAUGGAUGGGAUGUGGGGGUACAGGCUGUGAGCCAGGACAGGGCCCAGAGGGGGGGAGCCUCAGACCAAAUAACAGAUGUUUCUGGAGACCCCAGUGAGGAAAAUACAAGACCAAGAGCAGCACAGAGGCCGAGUUGUCACAUGCAAAACAGGAAGAAAAUAUAACACUGUGUAUUUAAGCGCCUUUUUCAAGGCUCUUAAUGGAUAAUAUUUAUCAUGGGAAAAGGUGGAAAACAAAAACACCAACGGAGUUUUGUGAAAUGUUUUUCUCCAUGGACCCAAUACCUUUGAACCAAAACAAUGCAUUUUGUGAGGGUUUUUGUUUUUGUUUUUUUCUCUCUCCUUUUAUAGCAAAAGCUUUUAGGCUAAGAAGUCAGUUACUGCUGAGUUCUCUCUCCGUUCCCCCAGGUAGGUGAGGUCAAAUGAGUCUGGGCCCCACUGCCCAGCCGACCUGCACAGAGCAGCCAAGUGACCACACAGCAACACUCACCCUCUGUCUGUCCCCGUCUGCUUUGUCUCUGUACCUCUCCGCUUCACCCCCUGGGUGUUUUUCUCUGUGUCUAGCCAUCUGUCUCGACAUGGACCCCAGUGAUCCUGAGACAUGUUAAAGAAGGCCUUCUCCACUGCCAAGCACCUACAGACUCAUGCCCGGGAAUUCUAUUUAUGUGAAUGCAGUGGUGGAGGAGAACAGAACAGAGCAAAAAUGGGCAUUUAGGGAUGAGGGACAUCUACCUUAAAGAGCAGAGUGCUUCCCUUGUGGCUGGAACCACUGGUGUUUGAAGUCUGCAUUUCUGGGGAAGAAAGGAAAUGACCAGAUUUAUCACAUUGGGAUCUUGAAAAAAGAAACAGCCAGCUCCGGAGAGGCACAGAAAAUUCCAGCGUGUGCCAGUGGAGAGAGAACAGAAGAACCCAGGGCUCCCAGCGGCAGCCGGCCCCUGCGGCACCUUGCUCUGUACCCUUCUUUCAGGACCCACCAUAAAGCCCAUUCAGAGCUCUGCCAAAAGGCUCCAUGAGCAGUUAACCGCCGAGAAGGCAGUGGUAUGGGGACCAAGCUCUGACUUAUCUCAUACCUGAGGCAACUCCCACGGAGGCUGCAGAAGGUUAAGUCUGUGUGCCUCACGAAGGAUUCUCCAGAGUGAAAGCAAGUAAGAGAUCAUAGAUGAUUCUUACGUGGUCUGAAUGGUGCCUUGGGGUCUGAAGAGUCUUCAGGCCAACUGUCCCUGAAGAUAACUGAAAUGGGGGAGAAGCCUGAUCACCUCCCUGAAAGUGAGGAAGUAUUUAUUUCCGGAGAACCUAGACCACACUUCUGUGCAAGUGGUUUGUAGCCGGGUGGGGCUGGGAACACUAUUUCUGGAAUCCAAUCAGUUUUCACUGCUUUUAGCAGAGCAGAUGGGCCUUGGGGUUAGUGACAAAGCUCUUACCACCCUUCCCAACCUCUAGCUAGCCUAUUGCAGUCUCUCUAACCUGGAUUCUGAGUUACAGGAGUUCCUCAGGAACUCUUUAUCCAUUCAACAACUUAGUGAUUAGCUGUUUAAUCGUAGACCGAGAAUUUUUCUGCCCACCAGAGGCAUCCAGAUGAGUUUCACUAGCCGGGAACCUAAAAAUUACCUUCAUUGGCUUCCCUAUGACCCCAGCUCUACUGACCCUGCAGAAGGAGAAAGUCAAAGGGUUGUGAGGUGGCACCUAACCAGAAGGUGAGCAGAAGGGCAGAGGAGAGGGAGGCUUCUACUUUAUGCUCUCCUCAUUGGUCACUGACUGGGUCCUUUCUCUGGGUCUGACCUCAAGGAUUUCCCCCUGACCUGAGAAUGGGGGUGAUUCUGGCCCUCUGAGCUCAUGAUAGAAGUAGGCAGAAAAGCUUUACAACUACAGAGGAAUUCGUGUGUAUACACAAACACACAACAACCUAAACACACUUGGGAAUAAGUACUUCAACCCAUUCAUGGCAUACAUAUGUCUCAUCAGGAAACGCAGAGGAUUGGGCUGGGCUCCAUUUAAAUGGCAGGCCAAGGACUAGAAAAGGAACUUUUCUCUUGAAAGAAUGGACAAAGUUAGGAAGGUCUAAAGUUUCUAAGUAUGUAUCAUGAGAACUGAAUGGGGUAAAGGAUAAAGAGGUAAAUAGGAGCAUGGUUACAUAUACAUACGAAUGAACUGUGUUUAAGAACAGAUCAUCACAAGGUUAGAAUAAUGACUGCUCCAACCUGGGACCUGUUUGGUAGUGUACUAGGGGAGCAUAUUAGUGGUUCCCAUAAAAAUUAAUGAAGAAAUUUUAAAAAUCAUAUCCCAAAUAAUUUCCUGUUGUUUUUUUGACCCUAAUGAACUGAAUGUUUUGUAUCCCUUAAAUUUCAUUUCCAAAUCUUACAUUAUACCAGGUCCUAGAUGACCACUAGACUAACCCCUUCAGCUCCAUCCCUCAGUAGCCUUAGCCAAAGAUGAGAAAUCCACUUCACUCAAGAAAACGGAAUACAGCCAGAAGGGCCACUACUGCUAAAGGAUAUUUGUAAGUAAACAAAAAGGCCAAAUGUGCCACGUCAGUUUAAUGUCUAACUCAAUGGCCAGUGACUGAAGAAAUGGGAUAUUAUCAGGGUUUCCAGGGGACAAUGGCUUUCUGGGGAAAUGACUUGAGCUUUCAUAGUUCUAUCAUGAACCACUUCAGCAUAAUAGAAGAGUCACAAAACUACCCAUUCAAUCCUAUUUAACAUUAGGGAAGGUUAAAAACAAACCAGUAGGCUACAUUCAAAUGAAUGGAAACUUAGAAAACAUGGAAUUAAGAGUAUAUAAAACUAGAAGAAAUUAGAGACUAUCUAAGUCAUUUUACAGUAUAGGCUGAUGCUAAGUGACCUGCUCGAGGUCAUGAGGUCAUUUAAUGAAAGGGCUGGGAUCAGAACCCAAAUCCCUUGAAUAUUAGUCUAAUGCUUUUUCCAUUACACGCAUUGCCUCUCAGCAACGAUGCUCAGAGAAGACCCAUCAGAGUUUACUUGCUAUAACUAGAGACAUAGUCAUGUGUGAAUGCCAAUUAUUACUUGGACACAAGCCCUUUGAAACCACCUGACUGUACCAGUAUAAAACAUACCUUGGAAACCACCAUCCGCUAGACAGAAUCAGCUAAGGACUAUCAGUUCUGUCAAAAGCAGGUGAGGAAGUGUACAGUCAUGUUUUUUCAGUCCAAUGCUGUCUUUCCAAUGCCCUCAAUGAAGAGAGAGCUAUGACAUUUUAAAGCAUACUUUAUGUAGUCUUUAAUCCUUUCUACAACCUCUGGUGGUAGUAGGUCAAGAACUAAAUCUUUAAUUCACAGAGGGGAAAACAGGCAGAAAGAAGCUGAGUGACAUUCAAAUUCACAUGGCAAGUUAGUGGCAGAACUAAGAUUGCAAUCCAGAGCUUAGACAUCUUGCCCUGGGGUUUUUCCCUUGACAUCAUCUCAGGCUUGCUUAUAUUUUUAAUACUUGGAUUUUCAGAAUCAUCCUGAGCCAGGACCUCCAGAAGCACACUGUGUACUAUUCCUCCUUCAUCCCUUCCUUUCACUACCAGUGUCAAGCUCAAGACUAAUUGCAUAGAAUCCUGUUCAGAAGACUAGAUAUUCUCAAUGAUAGUUGAAUACAUGAGUCUACAAUCAUACAGGAGGAUAAAGUCAGCAAGUAGAAAAGUGAAAGUAAGAAAAAUAAAAAAUUUGAACAGAAAUUAAAAUGGCCAGUUAAUGAUGAUUCACAAUUAACAAGCAUCAAUUCAUGGAUAUGCUUGAGGACCUGACCCAGUUUUCAAACGAUGAUUCCUGCAGUUCAAGAUCAUGUCACUUUUUAAAAUUGAUCUAAACCUAGAUGUUUAGGCUAUUAAUGAAUUCUAGUGAUCCAGGCUCCCUCACUUCAAUUACCAGGAAACUACAAGGCAUAAACAUCCUAACACUGUUAAUCUAAGGCAAUAUUAGUUUCCCUUCUCAUCUAGUUGGCAUGGUAACCAUAAGAGAAACCCAAAAGACUAUUUUCCCUUUCUGAUUUCCUUAUGAAAUCUCAGUAAAGCUUUAAAAUGAGUGAAAGAAAAAUGUUAUGAUCCGUCACCCUUGGAGCCCAAACAGCAUCAUGAUGAGCAUCAUUAGGACUAAGAGAAAGUGGAUCAGAAAAAGAAACAGCUUUAAAGGGGUUCCUUUUGAGUCCUGUUUUCAAUUCAGAAUGUUCUAUGUUUUUCUCAUCAAGUGUGGGAAUGAAUUUCUCUUAGCAGGUUUCUCAACUACACUGGCUGAUGUCACACUAACCAGUGUAGGGCACUGACCCAAGUCCUGGGGGGCUCCUUGGGCCAAUAGACUAUUUUACAAACCUGGGUGGUGGGAGGGAUGGUAUAUUUUUGAUAAUCAGACAUUCCAAUGUAAUGUUUUCCUUAGAGGUCACCCUCCCCCAUUAAUGUUAUCGUGAAAAACAUCAAGUGUGUUUUUUUCUAUUUUCAUAUAAUAAAUGGGCUUUGCUUACCAACAUCACAAUGGCAAAGAAGAAAUACUGUACAAAACUGCAGAAAGAUAAACAUGUGAAAUCUUUCUAUGGAAACAAACAAACAAAAAAACCAACUCUUGAGUUUCCUGUUGUCUUCUUUUGAAACUGUAGUGCAUAUGUUAAAAUGUAUAUCAUUUGCAGUAUUGAGUCAUGUGCCACUGCUGUACCUGAUGUAUCCAAUCUGGAUUAAACAAUGUGCCACAAAA